UUUAAACCCCUCAUUCUGUGCCAUUAAAAUUCAAAACCCUCGUGUAAUUUCGUGCGCCGCCAUGACAGUGCUCAGCCGUCUGAGAACGGUGGUGCAGCCACUUGUAUUUCGACUUAGUCUCAACAAGAGCCAGCGAGCCUACGGGUCGGCGGCUGCAGCUCAGCUGGACUACGAUUACUAUAAUGAUGAAGAUGAGGAACCGCAGGGAAAGGAGAACCGGAGAGCAAUGCCGGAGGCAACGCCGCUGGAGGAGGGGUGGGACACAGUGGGGAGGGGAGCGCAGUGGGUGAUCAUGGGAGAUCCAAUGGCGAGGCAACACAUGUACGCCGAGAGGCUCUCGAAGAUUUUAGACGUCCCUCACAUUUCCAUGGGCAAUCUCGUUCGUCAAGAAUUCCACCCUCACUCUUCCCUCUACAAACAGAUUGCUGGAGCAGUGAACCAAGGGAAGUUAGUCUCAGAGGAUGUAAUUUUUGGUCUGUUGUCUAAGAAAUUGGAAGAAUGUUACUGCAGAGGUGAAACUGGCUUCGUUUUGGAUGGAAUUCCACGAACACAGAUUCAAGCUGAGAUCCUGGAUCAGAUUUCUAAUAUAGACUUAGUGCUGAAUCUCAAGUGCACAGAUGAUUGCUUGGUGAAGAAAUCACCAGGGAAUGGAAUCUACACUCCUCCAGAACACCACUGCAUGGCUUGCUCAGGAUUUGAUCCAAGCUUUCAGCCGCAGAAUGAUCCUCUGAGAUCUUCCAAUGCUGACACGGAUACUGCCUGGAAGGAGAAAUUCCGUGUGAAUGCAGAGCAGAGGAAACCCUUAGAAGAAUAUUACAAGAAACAAUGUAAGCUUGUCGACUUCCAAGUGAGCGAUGCACCUGGCGACACCUGGCGAGGCCUAUUAGGCGCGCUUCACCUUCAGGACACGAAGGAUUUAGGUUCUGCUGUCUAGUCAACGCAUAAAUUGACUGCAUGAUUUUGGCCAAUUUAUUUUUCAGAUUGUUUGAAUUCUCAUUUCGGUGUGGUAGUAUUGCAAGGAAUACGAGUGCAUUAGAGUUUGUUGGAGUUUUGUAGUAAAAUAUAUCUAAUUUUGUUUCGAGAGAUUCAAAAAUUAUAUUUAUUGGUUAUUAUGUGUAACAAGAGCGUACCGAGCAUUAUAAAUAGAAAGAUUUUUCUGUCUA
Olea europaea var. sylvestris is the source of this 1163-nucleotide messenger RNA. Its product is annotated as probable adenylate kinase 7, mitochondrial. Gene Ontology annotation, biological process: nucleobase-containing compound metabolic process. The record is from RefSeq and is a predicted model, not a curated record. The transcript has 4 exons. Lineage: Eukaryota; Viridiplantae; Streptophyta; Magnoliopsida; Lamiales; Oleaceae. Gene Ontology annotation, molecular function: AMP kinase activity; ATP binding. Gene Ontology annotation, cellular component: mitochondrion; cytoplasm. Bases 62 to 934 code for a protein of 290 amino acids.